GUGUCGUUUUUCGGUGUCGAGCGAAACGAGUCGUGUACGUCUGGUGAGAGUGAAAUAUCUACGCGUUAUUCAAGAGACAAACGAACCUAUUCCAUCGGCCGUGUGUCGUGAAUGUCACGAAGAGAAAGUGCGUGCGUCGCUACAAAUUUCGUUCCUCCUUUGUAUCGUACUGGUUGAUUAAAUCGCACACGGUCGAUCGGCCUAACCUCAAAGCGUGAUCUUCGCGUAUCGUUAUUUCGAGGCACAAGUGUUUUGUUUUUUCUCUUUUUACGGCUACUGCCGUGUUCGUACGUUUCCAGCAAAAGUAACGGUCGAGGCGUAGAGCUUUCGACCAUUCUUCACGGGCAUCGAUGACGAAAAUGAGUUCGCAGCAAAGUCCAGCGGCGUUACAGUCGACGGUGGAUCGUGAAAAAGUUUACACUUGGAUAAUCGAAUUGUCGAAUCCCGAGGCGAGAGAAAACGCUUUGCAAGAAUUGAGCAAAAAACGAGAGGUGGUGCCCGAUCUAGCGCCGAUGCUCUGGCAUUCGUUCGGAACGAUCGCGUCGUUGCUUCAAGAGAUCAUAAAUAUUUACCCGGCCAUUAAUCCAGCUACCCUGACCGCGUAUCAGAGCAACCGCGUGUGCAACGCGUUGGCUUUGUUGCAAUGCGUCGCUAGUCAUCCGGAAACUAGAUCGUCCUUUCUACAGGCUCACGUGCCGCUGUUCUUGUAUCCGUUUUUGCACACGGUCAGCAAGACACGUCCGUUCGAGUAUCUCCGACUAACGAGUUUGGGCGUGAUAGGAGCAUUGGUAAAGACCGACGAGCAAGAGGUGAUUACGUUUUUGCUCACCACGGAGAUCAUUCCGCUUUGUUUGCGUAUCAUGGAAAGCGGAUCCGAGUUAAGUAAGACGGUGGCUACGUUUAUACUGCAAAAAAUAUUGCUCGACGACAGCGGUCUUUCGUACAUUUGUCAAACGUACGAUCGAUUCAGUCACGUGGCUAUGAUUUUGGGGAAAAUGGUGUUGUCGUUGGCCAAAGAUCCGUCCGCCAGAUUGUUGAAACACGUGGUCAGAUGUUAUCUGAGACUUUCGGACAAUCCGAGGGCUCUGCUGGCGCUUAGGCAGUGUUUACCCGAUCAGCUCAGGGAUAACACGUUCGCGACGUGUCUGCAAGAGGAUGCGUCGACCAAGCAUUGGUUAAAUCAACUUUUGAAAAAUUUGGAAACCGGUCCUCAAUCCGGGCCUCCGACGCAACCGGGUCAACAGGAUCCUAGAACUAUCGGCAUGUCGCCCCUUGCUUCUUAAACCUUGCUCGCUUUCCAAAGUUCGCCAAGGAACAUGGAAACAGAAUGCCAAGCGUGCAGUUUCUAACCGAGAAACGUCGAAUAUCCUCUUUGCGCGGGAUAACCAACGGACGAUAAAAUCGGAUGUAUAGGAAAAACGAGAUCUCGUAAGAUGCAUCUCGAAGCAUUAUUACCCGCGGCGGAUCGAGGCUGCGGCUGUAAUGACCGUAGCGAUGGCGAUGGCGAUGGCGGUGGCGGUGGCGGUGACGGUAGAGGUGGCGGUGGCGGUGACGCAUAAUAUCCGACGGAGAGACACCGUUAAACGUCCCGGUUCGUGGAGGAAGCGUUCGCAGUUUACGGGGAAUGUCAAAAUCUCCGAGAAGCGGACUCGAUAGCCUACGAUUGUAACGAAUGUACACGUCGUGUAAAACGUUUCCUGAAACCAGUCCUAUUCUCUUUCUCCUCUUCUCUUUUUCCUCAUUGUGCCCCUC
Molecule: messenger RNA, 1752 nt
Organism: Eufriesea mexicana
Lineage: Eukaryota; Metazoa; Arthropoda; Insecta; Hymenoptera; Apidae
Gene: Rcd-1
Product: Required for cell differentiation 1
Exons: 3
Coding region: 351-1283 (310 amino acids)
Biological process (GO): mRNA catabolic process
Cellular component (GO): CCR4-NOT complex
Source: RefSeq, a predicted model, not a curated record